This is a messenger RNA of Empidonax traillii (willow flycatcher), 2033 nucleotides long. It is a transcript of the gene NHLH2, whose product is annotated as nescient helix-loop-helix 2. Lineage: Eukaryota; Metazoa; Chordata; Aves; Passeriformes; Tyrannidae. Gene Ontology annotation, biological process: regulation of transcription by RNA polymerase II. Gene Ontology annotation, molecular function: RNA polymerase II cis-regulatory region sequence-specific DNA binding; protein dimerization activity; DNA-binding transcription factor activity, RNA polymerase II-specific. The coding region runs from base 612 to 1049 and encodes 145 amino acids. The transcript has 2 exons. The record is from RefSeq and is a predicted model, not a curated record.
GCGGAACAAAGCGGCAGCGCCGCGUCGGGCUCCGCGCCCCGGGCUCCGCGUCCGGCCCGGCCCGGCAGCGGCGCGGCCGCCGCGGGCGACGAAAGGCCGAGGGGGCGGGAGACGAGGAAUAAUCCCGGACAGUGCCGGUGCUGUCGCAGCAUCCCUUUUGUUAUUUAUCGCGACCGGGGAAGAGGAGGAGGAAAAGCGGGGGAGACGGCACUUUUUCCCCUGUAAAACCGACUGGGCGCAACCGCCGGCGCGCUGCAUCCCGCUGCCCCGAAUAAACGGGCGGAGGAGGACUUUGAUGGGGGAAACGCUUUUUCCUCCCCUGAUGCAUCGUAAGUAACUUGUUAUUCAUACUCCACAAACAAACACGGCGAUAACAUCUCCCAUCUCUGGAGCGCUGGAGGCCGCGGCGAGGGAUGAGAUCUGCCUUUCCCCAUCCGAGCAGGACACUUUUCCGCUCGUAAUUCAUUUGAUUUGAUUUUGAUUUUUUAAUUUUUCCAUGCUCCGCUCCCGGAGGGUCAUUUGAACUGUAAAGGAAUCGCCGAGGGGGCGAGGGGACCUGGAGAGAGAGGCUGUCCAAACGACUCCACCGAGGCUCCUCCGCCCCCUCCAAGAUGAUGCUUAGCCCGGACCAAGCCGCCGACUCCGACCACCCCUCCUCGGCGCCCUCUGACCCGGAGUCCCUGGGCGGCGCGGACGCCCAGGCUCUCAGCUGCUGCGUGUCCGACCCGGAGCCCGCCGAGGGCGGCGGCGGCGAGGGCCGGGGCGGCGGCGGGGGCGGCGGCGGGGAGGGCCGGGUCGGGGGCCGGCCGGGGCUGCACCCGCCGCCACUGAGCCGGGAGGAGAAGCGGCGGCGGCGCCGCGCCACGGCCAAGUACCGCUCGGCCCAUGCCACGCGUGAGCGGAUCCGCGUGGAGGCCUUCAACCUGGCCUUCGCCGAGCUGCGCAAGCUGCUGCCCACCCUGCCCCCCGACAAGAAGCUCUCCAAGAUCGAGAUCCUGCGCCUCGCCAUCUGCUACAUCUCCUAUCUCAACCACGUGCUGGACGUGUAGCGCCGGGCGGGCGCCCGGAGCCCCGGGACACACCCCGCCCGCCGCCCCGGGUCCGGCCGCGGCGGGCAGCGCCUUCCCCGGGGCGGGCGGUGGGGCAGGGGGGUCCCCGCUGCCUGCCCUCCCUCCCCGGGGGGGCUCCCGCCCGGCCGAGAGCCCGCUUUUCGAAGAGAAGUGUACAACCGGAUUGUUUCUUCAGGCUGUCAAGUGCCCCUUUAUAUAUAUCCAAAAACAUCUACUUGUGACCUUAAACGUGUGACCCAUGGGUGCAGUUAAAAAUAACUAUUUUUUAUUUAUGGUAGAAGGAGUUGACAAUUUAUUUUUUUCAAGAUUUAUUUAUUUUUCAGAGUGGUGGCAAUUUUACUUUGGAUACUUCGUGCCAAUUGGUUUCUAUAGUCGGGUGUUUACACUUUCUCCUGUGGAUUAUUAUGUUUGACUUUAUGAGUGUUUGUUGGGAUCGAUACAGUGGUCAUUUUGUUUUCUUUUUAAUUUAUUUUUUUCCCUCCAGUUAUAUUGCACUUGUGUUCCACAAACCUCCCCUCUCUUCCUGUUUAUAAGUAUAUUUUAUAUAUAUCAAGGCAUUUGUUCUUGACCUUUUUUCUUUCUUUUCUUGUGUGGGAUCGACAACCACUAGCACUUAACUAGAAGAGUUUUUUUAAAAAAAAUUUGUUGUUAUUCUGAUCUAUAGUUCUGUCUGAAAAGUACUUUGCAAAUCGUUUAUAAGGGAAGUAGUUUCUUUGUGAGUGUAUAUAUGUGCGUGUGUGUAUACAUGCAUGUGUGUGGGAGUGAGCGUGGGUGUGUAUGUGUGUGGUAUAUUUUUAGGAAAGGACAUUUUUUCCUAAAAAAAAAAAGAAAAAAAAAAGAAAGUAAAGUAAAUCCAGGACUGCUUUCCUUUGUGAGAACCAAAAAAAAUCUAUAACCUGAAAAUGUUUCAUGUUCUUUGCUGUGAAUCUCUUAAAACAAGAAGCGCAUUCUAGGGACAAAAGA